AUGCACGAACGCAACAGGCAGGCCAACUCCAUUCAGAACACGCAGCGGGCUUUUCAGGAGAGAAAUUCAGAAGGAGUUUUGCCUGCAGGGAGUGCGCCCCAGGCAUUUGGAGCAGAAGUGCUGGAGGCUGAUGGCAUCCUUGCCUUGGCGGAUCUGCUGCCAGACAGCAAGGACGCAGAUCUUGACACUGACGAGGCAGUUGAUCUGAUGAGGCAAAUCCUGGCUGCCUUGAGGGUCAUCGUGGCUGCUGACAGCCAGAGCAGGGAGGCUGCUGGGGCAAAGCUUGAUGUGCUUGUUCGCAUUGCACGUCUCCUGGCGUAUGAGAAGACUGCGGGUAGCGCGGUGGAUGUGGCGGCUGCACUGGUGGAGUAUGGCCCACAUGAGCGCAGCGUUGGGUGCGCGUGCUGCCUCGCGCUGUGCCAGGCUGGCGCGCCCCAGCCGCUGCUCAAGAUUGUCACCGGGGAGCCACUGCGCCCCUCCAGCAUCAAGGCGAUGGAGGUGGUCCGCAAGUUGGCAUCGGCAGGGCCUCGCCAGCUGGCGAUGCUACGCCAAGCACACUGCCUGGAGUCCUGCAUCCACCUCAUCAAGCAUGCGCCGCUGGACUGCAGGGUAGCCUAUCUGGCUGUCACCGUGCUGCGCGAGUUUACAGAGUGGGACACGGCAAGCAGGGCGGCGAUCAUCAAGCUGGGUGGGCACAUGGACUUGCUACAAGCACUCCAUGCGGCAGAGUUUGAAGAGUUGGCCAUCAUGCAUGACAUCACCGAGGCGCUGGGCAAGCUGUCGGAUGACAAGGGCCCGGACAACAGCAGCACGGGAGGCAAGAGGCUUCUGCAUUGGGCUGCUCAGUUCGGCGACUCUGACCUCGUCAGCAGGCUCAUGAGGGACAACCCAGUCUCAGACUUGCAGGACUUUCGGGGCAACAGGCCCCUCCAUCUUGCCGUCCUCAACAAUCACAAGGCUAUUGUAAAGGAAUUACUGGAGUACAAUGCGGACGUGCUAGCUUGCAAUAGCCAGGGAAAGUGGUCACUGGACAUGGCGACCCCCAAGUCGGACGUCUGGCAGAUGCUGUACAAAGAAGUCCAAUGGCGUAGCUUCCUGGAGCAGCCACGCCCUUGUCACCUCAUCAUGGAUGGGUGGGAGGGGCCAGGGCAAUGCAGCUUCUCACCUCUCCUGGCCAUUCUCAGCUUGCAGAGCUCUGCUGGAGGGAAAUCAAAGACAGCUGAAUCCUCCUUGCAGCGCCUGUUGAGAGGGAGAACCAGCGGCAAGGGCGCAGCCGGCAAAUCGCUGCCAUGCGAGUUGCGCAUGCCACACACCGCCAGCAUUCGGGUCUUGGGCAACACAGCCGUGGAGGUCAACUUCAUGGCCACCGACACAAUCCUUGGUCACUGCGUGCCUGCCACGUCAGCGGACGGCAAGUGCCGCCUGCAGCAGCUGCUGAUCACCCUGGCGCAGCCGUCUGAGGCGGCAGAGCUGCACAUGGCGCUGACGGUCAUGCAGCAGCGCGCACACACAGACAUCCUGGAGUUUGCGCGCCUGCUGCACCAGCACCUGGACCUCUACGAGCGGCAGAAGGCCGCGCAGCUACACGCGCGAAUGCAGCUCCACGCCAUCUCACAAGAGCUGCUGGCAAGCCGCCUCCCCAUGCCUUUCACACGAGCACUCCUCUAUCUGUCUACAACAAAGCUGGGCAAGCUUGUGGAAGCAGUGGAGUCUGGUAGAGAAGCUGUCCUGGCCUCCCACAGAACUGUCCUGGACUACGCCGACUCCUCCAUCGCUCGGCUCGGGACGCUGCGGGUGGAGUGCGAGAAGCGGGAGGGCAGGGGCUGCGAUGAUUCAUGGCAGGCACUGGGGGAGCGCGCGCUGGCCAGCCUGCAGACAGUGCGCGCCUACCGCGAACGCGCGCUGCAGGCAGCCUACUGCGGCCUGCUGCCGCCACCCCCCUGCCAGCUUGACGGCCAGCCGCACUGUGGAGGGGGCCUGCUGGACUCGGAUGACCAGCGCCUGCUGAGGGCGCUUGUGCCGGGCGACAGCGUGUCUGCCGCGCGCAGCCCCCACGACCUCCAAGUGCACACCGAUCUGGAGCUCGUCCAAGCCCUGCGCUCCCUCAGGGAGGAGUGCACAAAGCUGCUGUCCGGCCCCAAGAAGCUCCGAGCAGCGUCCAAGCCAAGAAAGGCCCGGCCGCCCAAGUUGCUACCCAAGCCAGAUCCUGCGCAGCCCGCCAUCGGGCCGCCCAGCACGCCCGACAAGCUCACCAGGGAAGCUGCCGCAGCUGGCCAGCACAGCUUCACCACCCCCGUGCCAGCUUCCUCCGGGUCCAAACGCGGCCAGCCCGGCGGCGCCCGCAGCAUCCAGCCGACCGUCCUUGCCGACAGAUUCUGCAGUGCCGACAUGAGUGCCCCGGUCCCCAGCAACAAGGAGCAGCUCGCUGCACCGCACGCGCAAAAGGGCGGCAGGAGCCGCGUCAGGGGCAAGGAGAAAGCGGCCGGCGGCGCGGGUGGGACAAGGCCAGGCUCAGAGGCCGACGGCGGUGCGCUGGUGUCAGACGACAACCUCAGCAUGACGGGGCUGGUGGACUCGCAGUCCGACAGCUGUUCUGACAAAGAGGCGAUGACAAACGCGCCGGCCGCGCGGGAUGCCGGCAGCUCGUCGCAAUCCAGCGCCGGCUCGGGGAGCGAAGACAGCGACAGCUCGGCCGCGCACCGGCGCCAGGCGAAGAAGUUCAUCGCCGCCGCACCAACUCUGGCCGCUCCAGCAAUGCAGCCCAAGAGCGACGCCAAGAGCGACGCACACGGCAACAAAGAGCAAGAAAGGCAGGAGGUGGUGGAGAGUCAUGCAGAGCAGCCCGCUGCGGAUUUUACGGAUGUGGAAGUGAAGAGCUGUGAGGAUGCGAGCGACUCGGAUGAGUCGGAGGCGAGCCUGGGGUCACCGCUGGGAAUCGCUGGCGGCUCCAGGUUGCCAAGUCUGGCGCUGUCCGAGAGCGAGCAAGCACGUGCUGGCGCAAGAAGCCAGUCAGAAGACAGUGUCAUGGAGUGUCGGAGGAGCGGGAGCUUCACGUUUGCGCCUGUGUCUGGGAGGGGCAACAGCGUGGCUGCAUUUGCAGCCAGGCGUCGUGCCACAACCUCUGAGCCGUGCGAGGCGCUCUCGUUCCCUCGUCUGGACACCAUGCGCCCUUCACCGCUGAGGCAUCAGUCCUCCAUGCCAGAAGUAGAGGCCAAGGAGAUCUCCCCACCGGCAGAGCGCCUGCUUGAGUCUGGACUGUCAUCCGGCGACUGGGCCGGCCUCGCGGCCCACGAUGACCUCUCACAGGCGUUGGCAGAGAGCUUGAAGGGGAGCGCAGGAAGUGCCGACGGCAUGCAGGAGCUGAUAGCACUGCUGGGGACAGAUGAGUGGCCCCUGGGCAGCGGCAGUGCAGAGGCAGAGCUGGCCAAGGCACAUGCCUCCAUCUUCGGCCCUCCUGCACCAGAAGGCAUGGAGGCAGGGCAGCCAUCGAUGUCCUCUGGGCUGACCAGUGCGCAGCCAAAAGCACAGGGAGAUGCGACAAAAGCAGUGAAGGCGGCUGCUGCAGAGGCAGAAGGAGAAGAAAGAAGUACUUCGGCGCAGGACAGAAGUGAGCUGAUGCAGGGGCUGACGGCCGAGAUCGCAGCCGCGGCCCAAAAGGCAGCACAGGACGCCAUUUCCUCCUCAGUGCAGGUGGCAGGAGAUGCUGUGAAGGAGCUGCCCACGUGGGCAGGGCCUGACGUCAUAAUCGCAGCAACCAUGUCCAAGCUGGACAUCAUCGUCGCCGCCGCCAGCGCGCAGUUUGCGGACGCGAUUGAGACGGGCGUGGCGCGCGCGGCGGCCAUGGCCAGCUCCAUGUCAGCGGACGCGCUGUCGCACCGGCUGGCCGAGCGCAAGCGCGCAGCCGCCGGCAGGCAGCCGCCGCUGCUGGGCCUCCCUGCGGCGGCCCCCGGGUCCCCCAUCGAUGCGGACGGUGCCACCUCCCCAGGGAGGGGCCCCAUCUCGGCGCGCUUCCCCGCCUUCGCCCAGCGCAGCCGGGGGUCUUCGCCGAGCGCCAGCCGCCACGCCAGCCAAGCUGAGGAGGUCCCCCCGCCUGCAAAAGAACCCCAAACACUGCCAGGCACCGGCCCACAGCUGAUGGACAGCACUGCAGAGCGCGACUCACAUGCACCUCUGCGUGAGGCAACUGCCGCCGCAGCCAGCCAGCACGCCGACCCGACAGACCUGCCAGCGCAGCCGCCUGCAGUGCGUGCGGUGAGCCCGGCUGCAGACGUGUUAACCAACAGCGCGGAAAAAGCCGAGUCAGAAGAAGGCCGGGGACCUGUGGACGCCGCGCUGCAGAGUCCCACAAAGAAGGCCAGAGCCGACCCCCUGCCGCCAUUCCUGCAGCGGCAGGUGCACGACAGCCUGACAGCUGGCCUCGACGUGGCAAUCCUCUCCGCAAUGGCCGUGCCUCGGGCGGCUAGCGCACCAAAGGGGGAUGACGCACUCCUCAGCAAGCCGCCUUUGGCGAAGGGCUUCCACAGUGGGGAGGGCGGCAGCGCAGAGCCGGCUGUGAGGGCCAGCCCCAGGGGCCGCAAGGGAGCCAGCAGAUCGAUUAGCAAAAUCCGCGACCGCCGCGCUCACGGAGGCGGCCCCACCGCGAAGGAGAUUCUGGAGCCACUCUCGGGCGCCACGUCAUCCUGCGGUUCUGGGCAGCUGGCGCUCGCCGGUCACGAGUUUGAGAACGCACUGUUUGACAGCGAUGCCAGCAGCGUGCCCUUUCUGGUCCGGCCCAUGUGCACGCAGAGCAGCCGCUUCACGGCAGACACCGGGUCCAUGCACAGUACGCCAGCUUCUGCUGCCAAGGCGGCCACGACUGACUCAGCUUCGGAGGCAGGUGCAGUACUGCUGUCCAGCAGCUUCCUCGGCACUGCCUCUCCCCUGGGAACGGCCGAGAGUGCUGGGUCCAGCUCUGCUGACAGUGCAGCUGGCUGCGUGGAGGCCAAGAGGCACCGUGGCCCAGGCACGCGCAGCGCAGAUCUGAACUUGUGCAGGUCAGAGAGUGGAUACACCUCGUCAAAUGAUGCCGCCAACUUUGAGGCACCUUGGGCAUGAGACCCAUUUGCCUGAAAUGCUUUUGAAAGAGCUCCCAGCUCUGUUCUGCCUGGUAAUAUAUGAUGAGGAGAAGCUACUUGAUGACAUUGUGAAGCCUGGAAUGAAUGAAAGAGAGUGUGACAAGGCAUGAAUGUAUAUUUUAUUUUGGACUGUGAUGCCAUGGAGCUUGGUGGUGAACAAGGUUCUGUUAGGAAAUAGAUGAAAGACUUGUUCAAAAUGAGUUCUUCAUCUGGAGGAUCUUGCAUCGAGCAAGCUUCUUAUUUGAUUGAUGUGUAUAUAUUGGUCCAUCUUCACGAGCACUUUCGUGCCUCUAAUAAUUUGGAGAACCUCAUGCAAUCUGCAGUGCUAUGAAGGGGAGUCCUUCUGUGUAUAGCGAGUCUGCUGUCAGUCGUUCUGCAUUGAAGCGAAGUGACUCUGCUGAAUUUAAUAAAGUGAUCCAACUUC
Coccomyxa subellipsoidea C-169 is the source of this 5538-nucleotide messenger RNA. RefSeq lists its product as hypothetical. The transcript is spliced from 20 exons. The coding region runs from base 1 to 5094 and encodes 1697 amino acids. The record is from RefSeq and is a predicted model, not a curated record. NCBI's taxonomy places the organism in Eukaryota, Viridiplantae, Chlorophyta, Trebouxiophyceae, Coccomyxaceae. Gene Ontology annotation, molecular function: protein binding.